Molecule: messenger RNA, 564 nt
Organism: Pieris macdunnoughi
Lineage: Eukaryota; Metazoa; Arthropoda; Insecta; Lepidoptera; Pieridae
Source: the annotation of a GenBank genome assembly
AUGAAUCAAACCGAACCUCUAGACCUAUCAAAAAAGAAAUCAAGUGUGCAAAUUGUCGACUACAGAUUUCUAUGCGGCCUAAAUGAUCACCUACUGAAACUUUAUGAACGGACUAAUACGGUUGAGAAAUCGUGCCUCAAAGUUACUAAAAGUGUAUUGCCGUGUGAAGUAUGUUUGAAGACGUUUGAUCGACCUUCUCUUUUGAAGCGGCAUAUGAGGACUCAUACAGGCGAAAAACCCCACGUUUGCAACAUAUGCGGAAAAGGCUUCAGUACAUCCAGUUCACUGAACACGCACCGCAGGAUACAUACAGGAGAGAAGCCACACAAAUGUCCGGAAUGCGGAAAAUGUUUCACCGCAAGCUCCAAUCUCUAUUAUCAUCGGAUGACACACACGAAGAACAAGCCCCACAAAUGUGGAGUAUGUCCACGUUCCUUCCCAACGCCAGGAGAGCUACGGUCUCAUCUAUCCUGCCAUAGACAAAUCGGUCAACCUGUCGACGAACAAGUCGGCACACGGAUUUGGCCUUUUAUUUCUUCGUUCAAGAAUUCUAAUUAUUUAUAA